AUGACCGCGCACAAGGCGCUGCCCGCGGACAGCGCGGACCUGGCGCUCGCCCGGCUCGACCGCUUCCGCUUCGCCAAGGGCGGCUCGCCGACCGCGGAGAUCCGCACCGAGAUGCAGCGCAACAUGCAGACGCACUGCGCCGUGUUCCGCACCGACGAGCUGAUGCGCGAAGGUCUGACCAAGCUGGCCGCGACCUACAAGCGCAUGGGCGACAUCGCGGUCACCGACCGCUCCUUGAUCUGGAACACCGACCUGAUCGAGACGCUGGAGCUCGACAAUCUCAUCGCCCAGGCCAGCGUCACCAUCGCCGGCGCCGUCAACCGCAAGGAAAGCCGCGGCGCCCACGCGCAUGAGGAUUAUCCCAAGCGCGACGACAAGAAUUUCAUGAAGCACACCGUGUCCUGGUUCGAGGGCUGGGGCGGGCAGGGUGGCGGCGUGCGGCUCGAUUACCGGCCGGUGCAUGAAUACACGCUCACCGACGAGGUCGAGUAUAUCAAGCCGAAGGCGCGGGUUUAUUGA
Molecule: messenger RNA, 519 nt
Organism: Lymnaea stagnalis (great pond snail)
Lineage: Eukaryota; Metazoa; Mollusca; Gastropoda; Lymnaeidae
Source: the annotation of a GenBank genome assembly